Hibiscus syriacus is the source of this 912-nucleotide messenger RNA. Its product is annotated as zinc-finger homeodomain protein 2-like. Gene Ontology annotation, biological process: regulation of DNA-templated transcription; regulation of developmental process. Gene Ontology annotation, molecular function: DNA-binding transcription factor activity; transcription cis-regulatory region binding. The record is from RefSeq and is a predicted model, not a curated record. Bases 92 to 898 code for a protein of 268 amino acids. NCBI's taxonomy places the organism in Eukaryota, Viridiplantae, Streptophyta, Magnoliopsida, Malvales, Malvaceae. The transcript has a single exon. Gene Ontology annotation, cellular component: nucleus.
UGCAGGAACUGUUUGGAGUUGUUUAUUAGCUUAAUAAAGGGUGGAUGAGAUCAAGAUUUCAAGGUGUUUUUCAUUAGAAAUCAGUGGUUUAAUGGAACCGGGAGGGCGAGAUAAGGAAAUGGGGAUGCUAAGCUCUUUUAGUUAUAAUAAUAAACUCAACACUGAACCAAGAACCCUAGAUCACCACACUGAACCGAACCCACAACAUCAAAUAGAGAAUCCGGGUCAACACCCAGAACCAGUUUCAGCUCCGGUUCCACUGCCUCCAACAGAAGAUGGUCCUUUGAUCAGAUAUGGAGAAUGUUUGAAGAACCAUGCGGCCAGGAUGGGCGGCUAUGUCGUCGAUGGCUGCGGGGAAUUCAUGCCGAGCGGGGAAGAUGACGCCGGGGAGGCCUUGAAAUGUGCAGCCUGUGAAUGCCAUAGGAAUUUUCAUAGAAAAGAAAUGGACGGCGGAUCGCAGUGUCCCACAACAACGUGCUGUGCUUUUCCCUACUACAAAAACAAUACGAGGAGACCAACACCUCUUCGCCAACAAAGAUGUCCCCCUGGAUUGUCUAACAGUACUACUCAUUGUUUGCCGGUUGCACCGCCUGUAACGAUGAACUUUGGCGGUGGAAAUAGUGGCGGCAGGGCGGAGCCAUCGAGUAAAGAUCUGAAUGUGUUUGCAGGAGGUCGAGAUUCAUGGCAUUUACAGUCAUCAAAGAAGAGGUUUAGAACAAAGUUCAGUGAAGAUCAAAAGGAAAAGAUGAGGGAAUUUGGCAAGAACUUGGGUUGGAGAAUCAAGAAACAGGAUGAAGCACAAGUGCAGCAAUUUUGUGGUGAAGUGGGAGUUAAGAGACAGGUUUUCAAAGUAUGGAUGCAUAACAGUAAACAAGCUAUGAAGAGAAAACAACUGUAAGAAAAGUAGCAAAC